Messenger RNA from Arabidopsis arenosa, 994 nucleotides. Lineage: Eukaryota; Viridiplantae; Streptophyta; Magnoliopsida; Brassicales; Brassicaceae. The record is from the annotation of a GenBank genome assembly.
CUCCAUAGUUCCGACCAAACAAAAUGAAGAGAUCACGUGGAAGCUCCGAUUCUUUAGCCGGUUUCUUACCAAUUCGCCAUUCUACAACAGACAAACAAAUAAGUCCAAGACCAACAACCACCGGCUUUCUCUACUCCGGCGCCGGAGACUACUCGCAGAUGUUCGACGCAUUAGAAGACGACGGAAGUUUAGAGGACAUCAGCGGUGUUGGACACGCGUCUUCUACGGCGGCGGAGAAAAAACGGCGGUUGGGUGUAGAGCAAGUGAAAGCGUUAGAGAAGAAUUUUGAGAUUGAUAACAAGUUAGAGCCAGAGAGGAAAGUGAAGCUGGCUCAAGAGCUUGGGUUGCAGCCGCGUCAAGUGGCGAUCUGGUUUCAGAACCGCCGUGCUCGGUGGAAGACAAAACAGCUUGAACGUGAUUAUGGCGUUCUUAAGUCAAACUUUGAUGCACUCAAACGCAGCCGCGACUCGCUUCAACGCGAUAACGAUUCCCUCCUUGGACAGAUUAAAGAGCUGAAAACAAAACUUAACGUGGAAGGGGUUAAAGGUAUAGAAGAGAACGGCGUUGAAAAAGCCAUGGAAGCAAAUCAGGCGGUGAUGGCUAAUAAUGAAGUCUUAGAGCUAAACCACCGUCCUCCGCCGCCGCCAACGCAUAUUCCUACUGAAGCUCCGACAUCGGAGCUCGCAUACGAAAUGUUUAGCAUUUUUCCACGCUCCGAAAACUUCAGAGAAGAUCCUGCCGAUAGCAGCGACGACUCAAGUGCGGUUUUGAACGAAGAGUAUAGUCCCACAACCGUUGAAGCAGCGGGCGCAGUGGCGGCCACGACGAUGGAUUGUUUUAGCCAAUUCGUGAAGAUGGAAGAGCAUGAAGAUCUGUUUAGUGGAGAGGAAGCUUGCAAGUUGUUUGCGGACAAUGAGCAAUGGUAUUGCUCCGAUCAGUGGAAUUCGUAAAAUGUGGGGGCAGAAUUGAACAAAUAUAAAAAUUGAAGGUGGUU